Molecule: messenger RNA, 318 nt
Organism: Penicillium diatomitis
Lineage: Eukaryota; Fungi; Ascomycota; Eurotiomycetes; Eurotiales; Aspergillaceae
Exons: 1
Coding region: 1-318 (105 amino acids)
Source: RefSeq, a predicted model, not a curated record
AUGGUGGUGCCGAUCUACAAGAAAUGGGAAGCAAGCUCGGCCCGCAUUCAAAUCGUGCAACGCGAGAAGAUCAUCCAGCUCAUUGCUUUCUUCAGCGACUUCCAGCACGGCACUUGCAUGAACUUUGUUUUGAAGGGCACCGAUCAGAUAGAGUCCUUCACACGCUCUGGCAAGUUUGGCAUCCGCAUUAUUGACGCCAAGUUUGCGUUGCCUAGCAAGGAAGAAAGUGCCGCCUCGGGCUUUGUCUGCUUGGACAUGCCUGAAUAUCCAAUUGAGCACGACGACAUUGCCAUUGCUUUUGACAAAGAACCCGGUUAG